AUCAAAGUAUUUUAUUUAAAUUUGAGCGGCUCGAAAUUGAAAAAUUAAACCGAACCAAAACAAAAUGAGUCCAUCCUGGGCAUAAACACCUAUGACCUAUAUUACAAAUAGGUCCAAAGAGUUUAUAGAUCAAAUACUCAUUGCCGGCCCAGCCCUAAAAUUUUCUCUUUUGAAAAUAACCAACUUUCCCUCCUUCAACCUUUCUUUUCUUCCCAUCACCUGAGCUCUCUCUGUCCCUAUUUCUUUCGAUUUGUUGUGGUGGGUGUUCUUUUUUUUUUUUCCAGCCGGCAUUACCCUUUCCUUCGGUGUCACUUUCUCGGGAAAAUCCCAUACUCUUUUUUUCCUUUUCUUGAUGAAACCCUAAAAUUCUCGAGAAAAAUCAAAAAGAAGAAGAAAGAUUGGCACAACAAGGACCGGGUAAUGGAGAAAGAUCAUCAUCAUCAUUAUGUGCUGGAAAUAACCUUAAUCUCCGCACAAGGACUUAAAGAACCAUCUGGUCAACUCCGCCGUAUGCAAACUUACGCCCUUGCAUGGAUCGAUCCUUCUCUUAAACUCCGUACUUGUAUUGAUCGUUCCGGCGGUGGAAACCCUACUUGGAACGACAAGUUCCUUUUCAAAGUCUCUUCUGAUUUCCUUUCUAAAGAAACUUCCGGUGUUUCCGUUGAGAUCUAUUCCGUUGGCGUCCUUCGUGAUUCCCUACUAGGAACCGUUCGUUUACUCGUCGGUAACUCGAUCCGGUCUGGUUUUACGAUCCACCCUCCUUCUUUCACCGCGGUUCAAGUUCGUCGACCUUCCGGUAGGUUUCACGGCGUUAUUAACAUUGGGGUUACGGUUCUUGACAUGGCCGAUGUACCCUCGAUGUCUGGUUUAUCCGCCGUCGGUUUCCGUGACCUGAUUGGAGAAAGCAUUAAUUCGAAGAAAAACAGGGGAUUGAAGAAAUCGAAAUCUACUACACUACCUUUACCCGGUGAGAAUUUGUCCGAUGAUCAAUCAGACGAUUGUCAUUCCUCGACGACAUCGUCAUCUUCGCCGGCGUCUACGGCUCUAAGGGAAUGGAAUGGGAUAAUUAGGGAAAUUGAGAAAAGAAAGAAUCAUAUAAGGUCUUCAACAUCGGAAGAUGGAAGCUUGCUUUGUGGAUUGGGGUUAUCGUCUAUGAAGGUUGGUUGCCUUAGCCCCUUCAUUGUUGGUGCUGCAAGUUUUAAUGAAGGGAAAAAUCCACCAUGAAUGGGGGCAAUCAAGAUUCAAUUCACUAUAGUUUUAAUGAGAUGAUUGAUCAUUGUUUUGUGUAUUAAAUAGAGUUUGAAAUUUCCUUUGUAAAACCCUUUGGUUUCUAAAGAUUUUCGUUAUGAGAUGAUGAAUCCUUUUGAUUUAGCAAAAACAAAA
Messenger RNA from Gossypium arboreum, 1383 nucleotides. RefSeq lists its product as uncharacterized. Gene Ontology annotation, biological process: defense response. Bases 421 to 1224 code for a protein of 267 amino acids. The transcript has a single exon. NCBI's taxonomy places the organism in Eukaryota, Viridiplantae, Streptophyta, Magnoliopsida, Malvales, Malvaceae. The record is from RefSeq and is a predicted model, not a curated record.